CUAGCUGAUUCCAUGAGGUCCUCUGAAGGGAAUGACAGGUAGAGCUGUGUAACUUCAGCAUAGCACAGAGAGGAAGAUUAAUAGGAUGGUAGAGCCAAGUGAAGAUGUGUAUAUAGAGAGAGAGGAGGAGAAGGAGGCCCGACACUGAUCCUCUGUGCAACCCCGUGCUUGCUUAGUGCACUCUUGACGUCUUUCCACUUCAGGACACACAGUAAGAUCUCCCUGAAGACGUCUCAAACUACCUUGGCGCUGUCCCAGAGCUGCCUAACUCAGACAGGGUGGCAAGAAGGAUCAGGUGGUUGACCGUGUCAAAGGCCGAAGGGAGAUCUAACAGGAUGAGCACAGAUGACUUGGUGGUAGCUCAGGCCUGCAAUAAUGUGCCGACAAAAAUCUCCCAAAUGCCUUAAUAUGGAUCUGUCAUAAACUGCUGGAUAGGGCCAGAAGAAACACUAAAAUUAUGAUGCUGAAAUAAACCCUCGAAACCUCAGAAAACAAAAACCAGUAACAUGGCUGUGGACAUGGAAAACCUGAACCUCGUGUGUCACAGGCCUUGUGGACUAACACAGCCUGUGUUUAAAUGAGACGUCUUCCUGCAAGGUGGUUACCUCACAGAGUUUUUCAUGUUUUGUGCAUUUUGCCUUUUCUAGAGACAUGCAAGGCCAAAGCAGUCAGGACAGUUUUCAAUGCAAGCAGUGUGACACGGUUUGCCCCACGUGGCCAGACAUGCUGGAGCACGUGGAAAGUCACUACCUUCAGGAUGAGGACCGCCGCUUUAAGUGUGACCAAUGUGGCAGAGGUUACAGGCAUGCUGGCAGCCUGGUGAAUCAUAAGAAGACUCAUGAGGUGGGACUUUUCCAUUGCCCCAUUUGCGGAAGGCAGCUUACCAACCCCCUGGCUCUGAAAAAUCACGUGCGUAUCCACACACAGGGCAAGAGUUUCCAAUGCCAAGUGUGUGGCAAGGCUUUCAGGCUGGCCGCCCAACUUGCUACCCACCAGAGGUGCCACACGGAAAGAACCCAUCACUGCACGGUAUGUGGAAGGAGCUUUCGGAGUCAGUCUCAGCUGGCCGUGCACAUUAGCGAAUUGCACGCCAAUGACUCUGCAGCAAAUGAGCUAAACAUGUCGGGUUCUCUGGGAGCAGAUAGCUCCGACUCUUCAGAGAACCUUCCUUUGAGACCUAGAAAUGCUUCCAACAUGCUUUCUACUGAUGGUUCUGAAGCACCUCAUAAAAAUGCUGUUGUGUCCAAUGCUGGCAACCAUUCCGACUCUCAUCUUUUACCCGACGCCACAGGAAUAGUCUAUGGUGCUAAUGAGGCCAGUGAUUCAAGUUCCCUUGAAGGGGACAGAGUCGCUCAUAAUGGACUUCCAAGUUUUUCUUGCAGUGAUUGUGGAAAGCUGUUUGGGGACAUUAGCAGUUUGAAAAGACACUUUUGUUUUCAGCCGCCUAAUCACAAAACUUCAACUCCACUGAGGGAUGGGCUGAUUAAAAACAGAAGGGGUAAUGACAGCAAACCAGUGUCUGAAGACACGGACGAUAGACCUUUCAAGUGCAACCAAUGCGAAAAAACCUACAGACACCAUGGUAGCCUAAUCAACCACAAAAAAUCGCACCAGCUGGGCGCUUUUGAGUGUCGCAUAUGUUUCAAACAGUUUAAUAAUCUGGCCGCUUUGAGUAGCCACCUGAGAAUCCACCCCAAGUCCACUUCAAACAGAUCAUUGCAGCCUCCUUACUUUGAACAUUCUGAUAUCCCUCAAGAUCUGCUUGUUUCUCAUGCGGGUAGCAGCAUCAGUGACACAGAGAAAAGCAACUUCUGCCAUCUAUGCGAGGUGGCGUUCGCAGAUGAAUCUGAAUUUCAAGACCAUGUUAUGCUGCAUAAUAACAUUUCUUUGCCAUUGGAUCACCUUGAUGGAUUUACUGAAGGAGGCGACCUUUCACAUGACUAUGCUAGCACACAAAAUCCUGAGCUUACUGCAGAUAGCUACCAGCCAUCUUCUAAUACAGAGCCUUUUGAGAGUGAGGGGCACAGUGAAGCACAGGAGGUUGUUAAUGGGCUGGCUUUUACAUGUGCCUGUUGUGGAGAGAGCUAUCCAGAACCCAAUAGCCUUAAGGAGCAUUACUUAACCCACGGCACUGCAGUGCAAAAUGAAGACGGUGAUAAAAAUUCACCUCACAAAGCCUUCCAGCCUUCUUGUAGUGAGAAUACCCCCUCGGAGGAAAUUGUGAUCAAAGCUAGUCUUCUGCAUGGAAGUGAAGAGUCUACUAGAAGGUCUAAUGCACAACAUGACUCUAUGGAUGGUGAACGGCGGUUCCGGUGCCAACAGUGUGGCAAGAGUUACCGCCACGCAGGUAGCCUUAUAAACCACAAGAGAUCUCACCAGACUGGGAUUUAUCAGUGCUCAGUCUGUGGAAAGCAAUACCCAAACCUUGCUGCCUUAAAAAGUCAUUUGCGAAUUCAUAAAUCCAAGCCUCUUCCCCAAAUUUUGGACAGGACUGGCAGCCUGAAUAGCUCCUACUGGCUUUCUAAUGAGCCCAUGGACAACAGCGAAUCAGGGACUCCAGAAGCUCUUUACAGCUGCCACAUUUGUUACCAGACAUAUUCGACUGAAGCAUUGUGGAAGCAGCACUUGGUAUCACAUAUUAAUGGAGUGAUCAUGGUACCGCAUCAUGACCUGCAGGAAGCCACCGAGCUGCUCGUGAGCCAGGAUGCCAAUCUUGAUGCAGAGACCGCAGGUGAGAGUUCUCAUUUGGAAAAUGAGAUGGGAUCUUUGCAUGCUGAGCAUGCUCAAAUUGAACUGGACAAUCAGCAACAGAUAAGCUCCCACUUCCAAGCAGAGCGGCACAUGUGUGCAGAUUGUGGAGAGACUUACGGCGACAUUGCUGGCAUCAAAAGCCAUCGUUGUCUUUUGCAGAAACAAGGGUUGGAUGCUUUAAUAUUCCAGAAUGGGGUUGAUAAUUUCCACCCAAGAAAUGACUACCAACAACUGAGGGAGAAUCUUCCUUUGGAGAAUUCCUCUUCUGGACUAAAGGGUUCCAAACGUAGAAAGAGUGGCCCAGCCCAGAAGCAUGUGGAGCUGCCUGAUCACAAAGAGGUAACUGACAUUUCUGAAAUCUGCCAGUGUUCUGUGUGUGGGAACCAUUAUGCCACCCUUUCUGCACUCAAGAGUCAUCUCCGUAGCCACACGCACACGGAUGCUGAUCAUCCUUCCCACUCGAUGGAUGAAAGCAGUCUUCGAAUCUGCAGCGUGUGUGGUGAGAGCUUCUCAAACGAGACUGAUUUCCAUCAACAUCGACUCACUCAUCACGAAGAAACGUCAACCAAUUUGCAGUUGGAGCCAACAGAUACAGAGGAAAUUCCCGAGGCUAAAAAUGAAAUUUUCAUUAAUGAGCCCCUUGAAUUAAAGACCUUGAAAGACGAAAAUAGUGAAGUUGAGACCUCAUUGGAAAACAAAGAUCAGAUUUGCGGAGAAUGUGGAUUAAGUUUCAAGACUUUUAUCGAGUUGGACAGUCAUCAGUGUGGCCAAGGAGAAGUGCCGGUCUCUAAUGGGCCUGUGUUUCAAAACCUGUCCAUUCCUGAUAAUCAGGAAAAGGAGGAAAGUCUGGAUGGUGGAAAUGACGAGGAGAGGCCAUAUCAGUGUGACCAGUGUGGUCGUGCUUAUCGACAUGCUGGCAGUCUUCUCAACCACAAGAAAUCUCACAAGACUGGUGUCUUCCGCUGCUUUGUUUGCCAGAAGCGUUUCUAUAACCUUCUCGCUCUCAAGAAUCACCAGAGGGUCCACUUUGAUGUAAAGAGACACAAAUGCACAGACUGUGGAAAAGCUUUCAAACUUCAAAAGCAGCUGAUGAGUCAUCAGAGGAUCCAUUUAGAGAAACAAAUUCGGGCCAAGCAGGUCAACUUUCACCUUCACCAGCUGAUGCAUUCCGUGUCUGUUAAUCAAAACUCCAGUGCAGUCCAGUAUGACCUAAAACAGCCUGAAAUCAAUGGGCCCAGUUAUCCAAUAGACACAGGUGCUAUGGGGAACAAAGCUACUGGGGAAGAAACUCAGGAAACGGCCAGCCAUAACCCAGAUAUCAAGGGUGUGAAGCAGCUCCUGAUCUGUAACAGCUGCGGGGAGAUGUAUCAGCCAGAAGAUCAGCACUUGUGCCAAUCAAAAGUAACGGGCCACCUCAAUUCGGAGUCUUUGGAAAUAGAACCAGGUGGAUUACCUCCAUCAAAGGCAGAAGUUAAGACUGAACAAGUUACAGCUGAGGCAGAAGAUGUACAAUUCAGUGCUGUCGCAGAUGAUCAACGUCCCUACUGUUGCGAUCAGUGUGGUAGGACAUACAGGCAUGCGGGCAGUUUGGUCAAUCAUAAAAAGUCACACAAGACGGGACAUUUCUACUGUACAAUUUGCCACAACACCUACCCUAAUCAGCUGGCCAUGAAGAACCAUCUGCGAAUCCACUUUGCUGUCAAGAGGUAUAAAUGCCUGGAUUGUGGCAAGGCUUUCAGAGGUCAGAAACAGCUCUUCAUCCACUACCAAGCCCAUGCAUGUGGUAGGACUUACAAGAAAGGGCAUCUAAAAUCACAUCUUGGAAGCAUAAGGAAGGGCUUGGGAAAUGCAUCAAGUGUCCAGAAUGGGCACCUGAGCAAAGGGAAUGUAGAUACUACUGCUACUGAUCAUCUUGACAUCAAAGGUGAGGUUCCUUGUGGGCACAGUUGUGAAGUGUGCAAGCAAAGUUUCUCCACAGAACAGGAGCUAGCAGAACAUACGUGUGAUGGUAGUGCCGUAUCAUUUGAUGAUAGUAGUGCCCAAAGUCCUGAAAAAGAAAAGACCGGUCCUGACCAGAUAUCUAGCUCAAAAGUGCCCUUUGAAACAGAGGACCGCCCAUUCCGCUGUGAUAUCUGCAGUCGUACUUACCGCCACGCAGGUAGCCUGCUCAACCACAAAAACACUCACAAGACUGGCCGUUUUGAGUGCUACAUCUGCCAGAAAAUGUUUUCAAACCCCAUGGCCCUUAAAAACCACCUACGUAUUCAUUCCCAGAAGAAGCGCCACCAUUGCCUUGAUUGUGGGAAAUCUUUUAGGCUUUCCAGUGCCCUCCGUAACCACCAGAAGUUACAUCUUGGUGAACUUUCGCACAGAUGCAAAAACUGUGGCAAAGGUUUCAUCAGUAAAAGCAGUCUGAGGCAUCAUCAUUGUAGAAAUGGAAAGCAGCGUAGUGCCCAAAGUCAAAAUGGAGAAAUUAUGAACUUCCAGGAAUCGCACAAUACUUCCACUAAAAGUCCUAAUGACUCGGAAGACUCCUCAGAAGUUAAAGUCUCCAGAAACCAAAUUUCCUCCAGUCAAGGUGAGGUUGACGUUGGUCAACAGGAAUCUGAUGACCGACCAUUCAGAUGUGAUCAGUGUGGUCGAACGUACCGUCACGCUGGGUCACUGCUCAACCACAAGAACACUCAUACCACUGGGACCUACCAUUGUACUGUCUGCCAAAAAGAGUUCUCCAACCUCCUUGCCCUCAAGAACCACCACCGAAUUCAUUCCGAGGUGAAACGCUACAAGUGCCUGGACUGUGGGAAAGCUUUUAGAGUGUCCUCCCACUUAAUCAGCCACAGGAGGGUCCAUACGAAAGAGAGGCCAUACUAUUGUGUCCUCUGCUGUCGAGGAUUUGCUAGCAAAGCAACUUAUUGCCACCACCAGACCUUACACAAAACCAAACCUCUGUACUUUUUAAAGAUCAAUAAGAGAAACCGGAGCAGAUUAAUUUUGCCCUUGCUUGGAUCGCAGCUCACCAAAAACAACUGUUCAGAGGACAGUCAGGAUGAGGGCAACAGUGUUGAAGGAGAGGCUGGACAAUUACGGACUACCAUAUACAGAUGCGAACUAUGUAAAAGUUUCCAUCCAACACUGGAGGCUCUACAUGAACACCAAGAGACCCACGUGGAAGAGAAGAUCUACGCCUGCGAGCACUGUGGAAAAACAUACCGCCACGCCGGAUCCUUGCUCAACCACAAAAACAGCCACAAAACCGGGUUGUUCUCUUGCUCAGCUUGCCAAAAGCAAUUCUCAAACCUCAUGGCUCUAAAGAACCACCGGCGUAUCCACACAGAGCCAAAAAGGUAUCAGUGCAUGGACUGCGGCAAGGCCUUCCGUGUCUCCACGCAACUUAUCUGCCACAGGCGGGUCCACACCAAGGAGAAACCCUUUUCCUGCAGCCACUGUAGUCGAUGCUUUUCGACCAAGUCCAAUCUCAGACAUCAUCAAAAAGUUCACAGGGGCAGCCAAGGAAGCCAUGCUGUAGCAGAGGACUUAAAAACUUUAGAGACAACAAGUAGCCCGUCUGCAGUGAUGGAACAGGAAACAGAUUUAUUAGGCAAUUAGAUGUUCAUUUAUUAAAGGAAAAAAAAAGAAUUGGAUGAAUAAGGUUUCAUGACGUACUGAGUGCUUGUAUGCAUCUGGAAGAGGGGGGCUUCCUUACUAAAAUAAUAGUUAGGCAGGAAGCCAUGUACCCUGAGAGAUGCUUCGGAUAGCUGUCUGGCAUCCACUGAAAUGACCGAGACUCUGUACUAUGCAGCAGUUUCAUUCAUUAAGGUGGUUUUGUCACAGAGAGUUGUUCUAAGCCAGUGGUUCUCGGACUGAUUUCUAGAACAAGCACUUGGGUAUUCUUGGGUACAUUCGUUUGGAUAAAAUUCGAACUGUGAGAAAGGGUAGCUUAUAAGAAGUGUACGAAAAUGGUUCAGAAAAGAUGGCGGAUGGGUAAGAAGUUUGAGAACCAUCGUUCAAAGGAAAACAUAACUGUUUGGUUUAACAUUUCACACUGGACUUCGGCAGCUUAGAAGUGGGAGAGGAAAAAUUAUAAUAAUUAUUAUAAUAAUGAAGGGCACUUUGCUUAUCUGAAAAUGUAGUCCCAGUCAAAUGGUGCUGACACACCCUUUCAGUGUCAGCUGUUUUGUUUUGUUUUGUUUUGUUUUUAGAUCUGUUUUAAGCAUUGCGCCAACCUCAGUGUGGGCUUUUCAUCAAAGCCAACAAAUGGCGAUGCAAGGUGGAGUUAAGCACUUAAGAACAAGGUGUAUGCUGAUUGGCCGUCCCACUCUGUCUUGUGCUGCCUUCUUGUGCCCUCGGAAUAUUCGGAACUCCGAGUUGUGACGUGUCUUCUGGGCAUCGUGUGAGUUUCCGUUCAGGCUGUUCGGAGCAAUGCGAGGUCACGGUUGAUUUGUUACUUGGUCUGCAAAAAAAAAAAACAGAAAAGCAAUUAAAAAUAAAUGUCAUUUCCCAUAGAAGUAAAGACCAAAUAAACAUAUUAAAUGUGUAUCGCUUUGUUCCAAACACAGUUUGACCCAAAAAUGGCAUUUAUGGCUGAGCAGGUUAUAUGUUUUACUAGCUGUGCUGCCCAUCUAAGAUAAGUUGAAAUCUAAGUAAUCAGCGUAGAUCUUGAUGUUAACAUUUGCAGUGCACCAUUUUUGUAAUGCAUGCAGUAAUUAAAUUAAUGCGUUUGUCAUUCUAACAGAUGGUAUGUCACAGGUUUUUGUAGUAAUAGAAUGUAUUACUACAAAUGUUUGUCAUGUGCCAUCUGUUAGAAUAACAUACAAAACAUAUGUCUCUGUUACAUGCCAUUUAGUAUGAAAUUCGUAAAAGUAAAAUUUGUGAUGCACCAUCUGUUGGAAUGAUAAUGAAAUAGCAAGCAGGUGAAUGCACAGAUACUUAUCCAUUUUAUCAAGGUGGAUUUUAUACAAUCGACUAAGGUGAAAAGUCAGCAUUACAUCACAACUCAGACAAUUCGGGUGACUUUGUUUUCUCGGAAUUGUCUGACUUGUUGCUCUAGAUCGUUCACAUUGAGUUUCCAACUCGGAUUUGUCGUCUGUCCAAGAGCACUUGAAUGCAGCAUUGGCCAAUGUAUUAAUCCCAUGGAGCUGCUAAACAGAGGGAGUUAGUUGGGACAGUGCAGAGAAAGGCGAGGGCAGAGGGGUAUGUGUUAGAUCAACUGAGCCGCCAUUGAAACUACAAUUCUCUCCUGUUCACACAUCUGUUACCAGAACGGUAGUCAUAAAUUUGUCACCAUCUGACUAACGGCACAGAAAGGGUGCAGGUUUUGUUUAAAAUACUAUUUUCAGAUUCCUGCCUUCCUUAAAAAUAAUUUAUGUGAUCAUACGAUUUUUACUGCCAUUCUAAUUUAUUGUUAUACAGAAAAAACACCUUGUUUAAAUUUUGUUUCUGAUAUGUGUAAAUUCUGUUUUAACACUUUUUUUUUUUUUUCGUUCUUAUGCUGUUUACCACACCAGAACUUUGGGUGAAAUUUCACCCCAAAAUAGCCAAGAAUCUGAGAGAGGUACAAGAUUAAAUGAGAUAGCGAGUCGGACAGGAAGCCGGCCAGACAGUCCAUACUGGAUUGCUGUUUAAUAAAAAUCAAGACAAAUGGUAACAUUUCUACUUUUGAGCUCUUGACACUUAUUACCAUAAGGACUGCCAAUAGUCCUCACAGGGUAAAAAGAGGCCAAAAUGAAGCACCCACACACUCCUUUGAGUGUUUGUACAGCAGGCUAUAAAUAAUCGUGCUGCUUCAUAUCAGCUGACUUCUUAUUAGCCGAUGUAAUGUCUGCAUCUUGAUUAUUAUUAUUUUUUUACCGUGUCCUUUUAGAUAAAGGUUAGAUGAAAAAAAAAAAAAUAUUGAAACAAAAAAAUUAAAUACAAGGUGGAAAUACCAAAUGCAAUACUCUCUGUGGAUUUUUUGGUACUGUUUUUCUAGGGUACAUUAACUCAGUUCAUGUAAUCAAUCAAAAAUAGAAGACCUUGAACUAUUCUACUGUUACCCUUUCACAUGAAAAUAAACACCCUUCUAUGGUU
This is a messenger RNA of Polypterus senegalus (gray bichir), 8820 nucleotides long. RefSeq names its product zinc finger protein 646 (gene znf646). Bases 652 to 6360 code for a protein of 1902 amino acids. Lineage: Eukaryota; Metazoa; Chordata; Cladistia; Polypteriformes; Polypteridae. The transcript is spliced from 3 exons. The record is from RefSeq and is a predicted model, not a curated record.